AGGUGCCCGCGCGGCCAGCAGCCCUCGACCAGACGAUGGGUUCUCCGCCCUCACGGAAUUCCACCUCAAGUUUCAACACCCCAGCAUUCUCAUGCUUUCGCCCGCGGUAUCCUACCUAGUAUCCAACUCGAUCUGAACCGUCUCUCAUCAUUCUCUUACCAUGCGCCCUCUCCGGUUCCUCACGGCUUUUCUGCCCUGCGUGUUGGCCGACAUGGACUUCAUCAACCCGCCUCCGUUUGGGGCCGUUGGCGAUGUUAGCAAGAACCCAACAUACGUGAUAGGCAGCGUGGUGGAAGUGGCUUGGACUCCGGGGGGUGAAGGGAAACAAACGUCCCUGACAUUGUGGCAACUGAACGCCACUACGGCCGAAUUCUUUGGGUCGAUGCAAUACGUUACCCGCAAGGUCGUGGAUGUCUCGACAUUCACUUGGAUUGUGGCCACAACCAAGGACCUGUCGGUGUCCAACAUGUUUUUCCUGAGCAUUUUUGAGGAAGGGAAAGCCAACGCCGACGCCAACAGCCAUUACUUUAACCUCACGAGGAAUAGCGACACCCGGCCGACCGCGGCUGAAGCGAGCUCCAGUGCCUCCAGUGAGACUAGGAUAGCACCGACAUCUACAUCAGCCACCGUUCCCGCCGAAACAACAACCGACCCCGCCGCGACCAGCAGCGCUCCCUCCUCCGAAAGCCCAAGUGGCCUUGAUUCCGGCGCCAAGAUCGGAAUUGGCGUCGCCAUCCCCUGUGCCGCCAUCUUGGGCGUCGUUGCGGGUUAUCUUAUUUUCAGGAGGCGGAAGAGGAUGAACGAGCCCCCGGCCGCGCCUACAUACCACGACGACAACCCCUAUAACGGCGUGUCUGGGGAGAAGUGGGGACAGUACUCGGAAAAUGGGCCAGGAAUAUCCAUGCCAGCGGCCUAUGGCCAUGGCGGCAGCGCCAAAUACUACCAGCCCGCGGAGCUGGGCGUUGUCGAGGAGCCGCGCAGGGUGUUCGAGUUGCCUGCCAGCUAGCACGGUAUUUGCGAGGGGUUGGGGGGGGGGGGGGGGAGGUUGUGCUUUGGGACUUGCAUGUAAAUAUGCUUCAUUGGUCGUAUUCAUUGGCCUUGUAU
Molecule: messenger RNA, 1104 nt
Organism: Chaetomium fimeti
Lineage: Eukaryota; Fungi; Ascomycota; Sordariomycetes; Sordariales; Chaetomiaceae
Exons: 2
Coding region: 161-1006 (281 amino acids)
Source: RefSeq, a predicted model, not a curated record